AUGACCACAGCCCAAACUCCACGACUCAAUUUCCGACCGCCGUCGACGGCUUCUCCUACAAAUCCGGACACCUUCAAGUCUCCUCAUGUCUCCUUCCUACAGGGCACGUGGCAUGUCACCCACUCGACGCUUCCCAUGUGGAAGAACAACCGCAAUGUAACCAUCACCUACACGUCCUUGCCCCAGAAUGCCGAGCAGCUCGAUGACCUGGUCGAAUACCAGCCCCUGACCUCGGACAAGCACAAGCGAGUCGAAGGUGUCGAUACCCCGGACGCCAACACAAAAGGCGCAUACAACUGGCGCGGCAAGGGACUCUUGAAGGUCGCAUCGAGCCACUGGGAGAUACUGGGAUAUGGCGAAGAAGAGGGCGGCUGGGUCGUCACAUACUUCCAGAAGACCCUAUUUACACCUGCGGGCAUCGAUAUCUACGCUCGACGCAGGGGCGGCUUGUCUGAGGAAUUGCUCGAGCAGAUCAAGACCGGGAUAAGAGCCAUCGAGCACCACCACAUCCAGAAACUGGCCGAUCUCAUCUUUCUCAUCAAACAUAACUGGUGA
Molecule: messenger RNA, 555 nt
Organism: Fonsecaea nubica
Lineage: Eukaryota; Fungi; Ascomycota; Eurotiomycetes; Chaetothyriales; Herpotrichiellaceae
Exons: 1
Coding region: 1-555 (184 amino acids)
Source: RefSeq, a predicted model, not a curated record